CAAAAGGCUACCGAUUCUCCAUCCUCCCAAUCCUUCUUAGUACGAAGCUAAGUUACGGUUGCGUGCCAUGAACUCACCUCCCGGCACUCUCAUGUGAACAAAAAAUCUCCACUACCAACGCUCCAGCACCACCACCUCCAUCUUCCCGUGGGCUUUGGCUUUUGACGACUCUCCAUCUCUAACUCAAUGACGACCCGACGGUGAUUUUGAACAUUCACAGAGAAAUGACAGCAGACCUCGUCGCUGCUGUCGCUGUACAACCCAACUCAAGAUGCUCUCCCGCAUUCCCCCACAAACCCACAAUAGCUACUCCGAUUACCACGAUUAUGGCCAGAGAUCCGACAUGAUCACGUCUCAGCCCCAUCAACUCUCCUCGAUCCUGCAACAGAACCCACAGUCGUACGAGAACGAUAAUUUGCAAGCUGGUCGCAAGAGGAGGGAGUCGGAACUCGAUGCAAACGCCUUCGCUGAAGCGGCGGCCGUUCGCCGCAGGAUAAGUCGAGCUUGUGACCAGUGCAACCAAUUGCGCACAAAGUGUGAUGGUAAACAGCCUUGCGCGCAUUGCACCGAAAAUUCUCUCGUCUGCGAGUAUGCUCGAGCUCAUAAGAAGAGGGGCCGCGCUCCGAAAAAAGAGGCAGGAGAUCAAAAUGAGGAGGCAAUCUUUGCGGAUUCUCAACCGCCGCCAAACAAUUCCUCUGCCAUGCACCAAACUGCAGGUACGCGCAAAUACUCGAGCACAUCAUAUACAGGAAGAGAGGGACUGGUCGAGACAAAUGGUCUACCCUCCACCAACACCCCUACCAGCGCCACCUUCGAUACUGGUCACCAUCAAAACAACUUCUUCAAUGGAUUCGACCCGGCAGGCACGAUGGGCCUCACGAACGGAGGGCAAAUGCACGAUAUCGACCCCUCCAUGGUGCCUCAGAUGAAUACGCGUGCCAUUGAUUUUGCCAUGCCGACUCAAGCCUUCAAUACCUCGGCAUUGGACUCAAUGCAUGUUUCGGGUGCGGUCCAAGGUUUUGGAUUUCCACUGGGAGACGAUUACUCGGUAGCGUUCAUGGGAAAGGCGCCCAUGGUCGAGUCGCCAGACUGGUUGGCUUUGACCUCUCCCAUGUUCGUCCAUGAACCCUUACCAGCACAGCCUCGCAUCACCGAUACUCUGAGGUACCCUGUACUACGUCCUCUAUUGCCUCAUAUUGAGCCAAUACUUCCGCAAGCUCUGGCUUGUGACUUACUGGAACAAUAUUUUACGAGUUCAACUUCUGCCUACCUCAGACCCGCUAAUCCUUAUGUCCUUGGAUACAUUUUCCGCAAGAAGUCAAUAUUGCAUCCGACUGACCCUCGACCUUGUACGCCCGCGCUUCUUGCUAGCAUGCUAUGGACCGCUGCUCAGACAAGCGACGCACCCUAUUUGACCAGCCAGCUGGAUGCCCGGGCCCGGAUUUGUCAACGCCUACUAGAACUCACAAUCAACAUGCUGAAGCCCUUGGUUCACAGUCAUCCGAAUACUGCUGUGGCGACACCCAAUCCCAACUAUCCCCAGAUGGCAGUCAACGAUACUGGACUGGGCGCCUUGGUGGUGCCAACUCAAGCAGGCGGGAACGGGGUAGAUCACGCACAGGUUGAUAAUCUCGCUACUUAUAUACAUUUGGCUACCGUGGUGUCGGCCAGCGAACGCAAGGCGGCCAGUUUGAGGUGGUGGAACGCGGCUUGGUCGUUGGCGCGUGAAAUCAGGCUUGGCCGUGAAUUACCUCCUAACCCCACCGCGGAGGACGGAGAAGACAGCACGACAGACGCAAACCCGGGCGAAGGGCGUAAAAGCUCGGUGGAUGACAGCCGCGGCAAGCCUUCAGGCUAUGUGUCUGAGGAGGAACGGGAAGAGCGACGGCGGACGUGGUGGCUGUUGUACAUGCAAGAUCGGCAUUUGGCGCUGUGCUACAACCGACCCAUGUUCUUCCUGAACAAGGAAUGUGAGGGUUUGCUCCAGCCUCUUGACGACGAAGCCUUCCAGGCGGGCAGGUUUGACAGGGCAUCCGAUUCCGCGCACCGAAGGCGUGGGUUGAACAUCGAGUGCACAUCACAUAGUGUCUUCGGGUAUUUCCUACCCCUGAUGGUCAUUCUGGGGGAAAUUCUCGAUCUGAAUCACGCACGCAAUCGUCCUCGGUUCGGGCCUAGAGCUAAGAUGGCCAAGAACUGGGACGAGCAUACAGACGAAAUCACACAGCAACUGGAGGCUUACGGCCAGAGUCUGAAGGAAUUCGAGGCGUCUGGGGGGCAUCCAGUGGACGGCAGCCACAACGAUGCCGUUACGCCGUCAGUGGUAUCUGCAGGUACCAAUGAGUCGCACAGCGCUGCUGAACUCGCGCUGCAGACCAAGACGGUGGUGGCAUAUGGAAUGCAUAUCAUGCACGUGCUGCACAUCCUCCUGACCGGCAAAUGGGAUCCGAUUGCGUUACUAGAUGACAAUGACCUGUGGAUUUCGUCACAGUCGUUUGUGACAGCAACUGGCCAUGCCGUGAGUGCGGCCGAGGCAGUAUCCGAAGUCAUCGAGGUUGACCCCGACUUGAGUUUUAUGCCUUUCUUCUUUGGAGUGUAUCUGCUUCAGGGCAGCUUCCUGCUGUUGUUGUUUGCGGAUAAGCUCCAAGGCGACGUGAGUCCGGACGUGGUGAAGGCCUGUGAGACGAUUGUACGGGCCCAUGAGGCGUGCGUUGCAACGCUGGACACUCAAUAUCAGCGAAAUUUCCGAAAAGUGAUGCGAUCGGCUCUACAACAGGUUCGCGGACGUAUCCCUGAAGAUCUGGCCGAACAGCAACACUGGAGGCGAGAGGUCCUCGCCUUGUACAGGUGGACAGGCGACGGCACUGGCCUUGCAUUGUGACCACAACUUACUGGGCUAAUAUGG
This is a messenger RNA of Exophiala viscosa, 2902 nucleotides long. Its product is annotated as fungal-specific transcription factor domain-containing protein. Gene Ontology annotation, biological process: regulation of DNA-templated transcription; DNA-templated transcription. The record is from RefSeq and is a predicted model, not a curated record. Gene Ontology annotation, molecular function: DNA binding; DNA-binding transcription factor activity, RNA polymerase II-specific; zinc ion binding. The transcript is spliced from 2 exons. The coding region runs from base 272 to 2878 and encodes 868 amino acids. Lineage: Eukaryota; Fungi; Ascomycota; Eurotiomycetes; Chaetothyriales; Herpotrichiellaceae.